AUGUGCGAAAGAGAGAUAGGAAGAUUAUCCGACGAGCGUAUGUGGCCGCAACAAAGCAAAGUAUUGCGUGAUAACAUUCAGGGUAUCACAAAGCCAGCUAUCCGUCGUUUGGCUCGACGUGGCGGUGUAAAACGCAUCUCUGGCUUAAUUUAUGAAGAGACCCGUGGUGUGCUCAAGGUGUUUUUGGAGAAUGUUAUUCGUGAUGCUGUCACCUAUACGGAACAUGCCAAAAGGAAAACAGUCACAGCUAUGGAUGUUGUAUAUGCAUUAAAAAGACAAGGCCGCACCCUUUACGGUUUCGGCGGUUAAGAAGUUACAUUUGCCCAAAUGUGCAAAUAAAGAAAACAAUCGGUCCUUUUCAG
This is a messenger RNA of Scaptodrosophila lebanonensis, 362 nucleotides long. RefSeq names its product histone H4-like. The transcript has a single exon. Bases 1 to 309 code for a protein of 102 amino acids. The record is from RefSeq and is a predicted model, not a curated record. Gene Ontology annotation, molecular function: protein heterodimerization activity; structural constituent of chromatin; DNA binding. Gene Ontology annotation, biological process: nucleosome assembly. Lineage: Eukaryota; Metazoa; Arthropoda; Insecta; Diptera; Drosophilidae.